GAUUUACUUAUUCAUCAAUUACGGGCACUCUAAUUGCGGGCUCUCACUCUCUUUUCAGAUCUGGAAUAGAGAGAGAGAGAGAGAGAGCUGAAUGAUUACAGCUUAAUUGUAACAAUCCCAACCUGGAAGUGGAAUACAUUGUUCCAAUCGACUGCUACGGUAGGAUAGUGAUUGACGCCGGCAGCCUCCGCGAGACCACCAACGAAAGAUGCCCAAUGAUGUGGAAACUACCAAAGAUGGUGAGGCCCAGAAAGGGUCGGACGGAGGUCCAGAUUCCCUUUCCCAUUCCGGUGAAACUCAAGUCACUUGGUACAGUGUCUUACUCCAGCAAGCAUCAGUAUAUGGCAUUGCUGUAGGAUACUGCAUUUCAGCAUCAUUACUUUCUAUCAUCAACAAAUGGGCCGUGAUGAAAUUUCCCUAUCCUGGUGCACUGACUGCUUUACAAUACUUCACAAGUGCAGCUGGUGUCUUCCUUUGUGGAAGGCUCAAGCUUAUAGAACACGAACCUUUAGAGCUUCUCACAAUGUGGCGAUUCCUGCCAGCAGCAUUUAUAUUCUACCUCUCUCUCUUCACGAACAGUGAGCUUCUCCUCCAUGCCAAUGUCGACACCUUUAUUGUCUUCCGGUCAGCUGUCCCCAUCUUUGUUGCAAUAGGAGAGAGCCUUUAUUUGCACCGACCAUGGCCCACAAUGAGGACUUGGAUCUCACUUUCCACCAUCUUUGGUGGUAGUGUGCUUUAUGUCUUAACAGAUUACCAGUUCACACUCAUGGCUUAUAGUUGGGCCUUGGCUUAUUUAGUGAGCAUGUCUAUAGAUUUUGUUUACAUUAAGCAUGUGGUUAUGACCAUUGGAUUGAGCACAUGGGGUCUUGUGCUGUACAACAAUCUUGAAGCUCUACUACUCUUUCCACUUGAGCUACUUGUCAUGGGGGAGUUAAAGAAGAUAAAGCACGAAAUCUCCGACAAAUCCGAUUGGUAUUCUUUCCAGGUGGUUUUACCAGUUGGGUUAUCUUGUUUGUUUGGUUUAGCAAUCUCCUUCUUUGGGUUUUCUUGUCGGAGAGCUAUUUCAGCAACAGGUUUUACUGUUCUUGGGAUAGUGAACAAGCUAUUGACAGUUGUGAUAAAUCUGGUUAUUUGGGACAAGCAUUCAACUUUUGUGGGUACGGUUGGGCUUUUAAUUUGUAUGAUAGGUGGGAUUAUGUACCAACAGUCCACAAGCAACAAACCUAAGGCUGUGACAGAAGCAAGUUCACCAGAGAGUGAACAAGAACAACAGAAGCUACUUGAAUUGCAGAGCACAGAGGAAAGUAAGGAUGUUGAGAAACAAGUUACAGACUUGGGAGAGGGAAAGUAAGGGGCACACUCUUAUUCAUAGCUCCCUGCAUCCAAUUGUGAUUAUGUUGGUAAACUCAUUAUUUUGGUCCAGCAUUCCAGCUUUACAUGGUAGUGAUUCCUCAUUCCGCUGAUGUGCAGAAAGCAUAUUUGAGCAGAAUUCUCGCGUCUGGAAUCCAGAAUGCGUUGGCUCGGGCUUUGGCAGAUUGGUCUGUUAUUUGGCUGAUAGCCUUUAACUUAUUUUUUAAAUGGGUAGUUCAGAUAGCCUAAUUUUUGUUUUCUGUCAUACGUGAUAAUCGAAUAUAAUGUUGGAUUUGUUCGACCAGCUUAUCAAAACUAUGUUGAGAUGAAAUUUGGUACUCUUUAGUACAUUUUUUUUCUUU
Rhododendron vialii is the source of this 1712-nucleotide messenger RNA. Its product is annotated as GDP-mannose transporter GONST3. The transcript is spliced from 2 exons. Gene Ontology annotation, cellular component: Golgi apparatus. Gene Ontology annotation, molecular function: GDP-fucose transmembrane transporter activity; antiporter activity. The record is from RefSeq and is a predicted model, not a curated record. NCBI's taxonomy places the organism in Eukaryota, Viridiplantae, Streptophyta, Magnoliopsida, Ericales, Ericaceae. Bases 209 to 1351 code for a protein of 380 amino acids.